AUGCGAGUCAAGUGCGCGACUGAAAGACGGAAAUCCCGGCUCACACUCGCGCGCACUCUCUCUCACAUCUCGAAGGCCAAAUCCAAGGCCGACGACAGGCGGCGCUGUUUCCCACCCCUCAGGGCCGCCGGCGCCCUCCCAGUGUCCACCAAAGUGGCCGCCGAAGUGUCCCUCUGGGCGCCCCUCCGCCGACCCCUCCGUCUCUUGUGCGCAGACUCUCCUCUGACAAUCUCAGAAAUGUUCGCAAAUUUGCGUCUUUCGGCUCUUCGCGCGCCAAACACCGCACGACUCAUGUCCUCGUCUUCUUCCGCUAACAAGCGCUCGCUCGCCGACAAAGUGGCCGUCGUUACGGCUUCGACGGACGGAAUCGGUUUCGCAGUCGCGCGACGACUGGCCAAAGACGGCGCACGCGUUGUGGUCAGCAGUCGGUCGGUAUUCACGCGAUAUUUGCGUCCUUUUCAACCCUUUGUCCGCAGAAAACGCGAAAACGUGGAAAAAGCCGUCCAAACACUCCAAUCCGAAGGACUGACCGUUUCGGGAGUCGUGUGUCACGUGUCCAAACAUGAGGACCGCAAACGCCUCCUCGACCAGGUUUGCCGCCCUCCGCCCCCACCACACGCCUCCUCACCCCCACCUCCACGCAGGCUCUCAAGGACUUCGGCGCCGUCGAUAUCCUCGUCUCGAACGCGGCCGUCAACCCCGCGUUUGGACUCUUUCUCGACGUAUACUUUCUCUCAUCUCUUCCUUAUCUCUCUCUCACUUCCGUUUCCUUCAGACCUCAGAGGACGCCUUCGACAAAGUAUGCCUUCUCUCCCAUUCGCUGCCCUCACACGCCUUUCCCCUCAGAUCCUGUCCCUGAACGUCAAGAGCGCCUUUAUGUUGACCAAAGAGUUCGUUCCUCACAUUCGGCGAAACGGAUCCAUUGUCUACAUGUCUUCGAUCGGCGCUUAUCAGCCCUUCGCUCUCAUCGGC
Molecule: messenger RNA, 972 nt
Organism: Oppiella nova
Lineage: Eukaryota; Metazoa; Arthropoda; Arachnida; Sarcoptiformes; Oppiidae
Source: the annotation of a GenBank genome assembly